AUGGUUCUGUUUGGUACUGUUCGACAGCUUUUUCGAACACAGAAAUGGUUCUCAAAUGCUGUGGCUCAAUUUUCGGAUCAAUCUUCUAUAAAGAUCGCUCAAACAGCACAUGAUUACAAUCCGGAAUUGCGAUUAGAGAAUGAAAAUAUAGAAACAAAACGGUCUCGUUUAUUGUAUCAAAGUAAGAAGCGUGGUAUUCUGGAAAAUGAUAUAUUGUUGGGUGAAUUUGCAAAUCAAAUGUUGCAAAAAAUGAGCAUACAGCAGUUAAUGCGUUACGAUGAAAUUAUUAAUGGUGAAUAUAUGGAAUGGGAUUUAUACUAUUAUAUGUCCGGAAGAAAGGAUUUACCCGAAGAUUUGAAAAGUUGUGAGAUGCAUUUGGGUAGGGCUCUGAUGACAUUACUGACCAGUAUAUUGCCUAUUUCUGGAAUCCAGACAAAUCCGGUUUCAGUUCCUAAAGGACAGAAACAUGGAAAUAUUGUUAUUGCUGCUGUUAUUUCAACACCACUUCUACCAGACAAUGAUGGUUUUGGUGUUUGCGAAUUAGAAGGUUUCGAUUUGAAUCCGACUGGUCCAUUAGUACCAUGUAGUUUUCUUGACGAAAGAUGGGUUGAUUGUGAUGCGCCGGUGGAUGUAUCAUCCAUUCCUGGAGCUAAUAAUACAAAAGUAGAUGGUGCAUGCGUUACAUGGGGUGGCACACGUUACGAAAACGUGGAGCGAACAAAUGUAACUUGCCGAGUUUUGCCAUGCAUUGAAUGUCGUGGUCCACGGACAUUCUUGAGACAAGUACCCUGCAUUAAAUACACGGGUCAUUACUUUCUGUCAACACUAUUAUAUUCACUAUUUCUGGGGAUUUUAGCGGUAGAUCGUUUCUGCCUUGGUUAUUCAGCUAUAGCAGUUGGUAAAUUGAUGACGCUUGGUGGUUUAGGAUUGUGGUGGAUUGUUGAUAUAUUUCUUCUGAUUACGGGAAAUUUAUUACCUGCGGAUGGAUCUAACUGGCAACCAUAUUAUUAA
This is a messenger RNA of Brugia malayi, 1011 nucleotides long. RefSeq names its product TM2 domain containing protein. The record is from RefSeq and is a predicted model, not a curated record. Gene Ontology annotation, cellular component: mitochondrion. NCBI's taxonomy places the organism in Eukaryota, Metazoa, Nematoda, Chromadorea, Rhabditida, Onchocercidae. The transcript is spliced from 5 exons. Gene Ontology annotation, biological process: protein-FAD linkage. The coding region runs from base 1 to 1011 and encodes 336 amino acids.